AUGGACUCGCAAUCUUCUACCCAAUCCGCACGAUUACAAGGUGAAACUUCAUCAAUACCAAAUCUUAAAGAUCGGCUUCCGAAGCUCGAACCUCGAAAGCGACGCUCAGCUACCUCCAACCCUACUCCCAUUCCCGAAACACCCGCCUUACCAACGCCACCGGAUACCUCCGACUGGACUUUCAAGACACCAUCGCGAAGAAUCUUAUCAAAAAAGGACCAUGAUAUUUUCUUGUCUUCAUCAACAUAUAAGCUCAUUACAGCCUGGGUAUUUGGGCUAGCAGAGUCUGUGGUCGACACCCCCAACUCUGCAGUUCGAGACGCCGACCUGAGCAGCCCUCUCAAGGUCAUACUACGUAUCCUCGAUGAGACGGAACAGCUGGUAGCCAAGUCACCUCCGAAUGAACAAGGUGGAUCAAGAUUCGGUAACAAGGCGUUCCGCGGCCUUCUCGAGCUUGCGCAAAGCAACAGUGCAACUUGGCAUCGAGAUAUCGGCGUCCAAGACGAGAGAGCUAUCGCCGAGCUCUCCAUAUACUUUUGCCAGUCUUUCGGCAACGGAAAUCGAAUCGACUAUGGAUCUGGUCAUGAGUUGAACUUCACGAUUUGGCUCCUUUGCCUUUACCAGCUGGGCUUGUUAGAGCGAUCCGAUUUCAAACCCCUCGUCCUCCGUGUAUUCGUGCGCUACCUUGAGGUGAUGCGUGUCAUCCAGAUGACUUAUUACCUUGAGCCUGCGGGAUCACACGGAGUUUGGGGACUUGAUGAUUACCAGUUUCUCCCUUUUCUUUUCGGUGCCACACAGCUCUUGCACCACCCAUACAUUACCCCAAGAGCUAUUCACCAAGACCUUACCCUUGAGGAGUUCGGCCACGACUAUAUGUAUCUUGGCCAGGUCAGCUUUGUAAACAGCACAAAGACCGUCAAGGGUCUGAGAUGGCACAGUCCCAUGCUAGACGAUAUUUCAUCAGCGAGAUCGUGGACAAAGAUCGAUGGCGGCAUGCGCCGCAUGUUCGUUGCUGAAGUCCUAGGCAAGUUACCUGUCAUGCAGCAUUUCCUCUUUGGAUCUCUCGUGCCAGCAGUAGAUGGCAUGAGCGAAGACACAGGUACUGAGGAAGACGAGAAUGCCGAACAUGAUCCACACGAGGGCCAUGACCACACUGGAAAGGCUCACGAUGGCACAGGUUGGGGUGAUUGCUGUGGUAUCAAGGUUCCAAGCAGUAUCGCUGCUGCCCAAGAGAUGAAGAAGAGGGGUGGUGAUCAGGGAUUGCGGAGGAUCCCAUUCGACUAA
Messenger RNA from Fusarium musae, 1284 nucleotides. It is a transcript of the gene RRD2, whose product is annotated as Serine/threonine-protein phosphatase 2A activator 2. Lineage: Eukaryota; Fungi; Ascomycota; Sordariomycetes; Hypocreales; Nectriaceae. The record is from RefSeq and is a predicted model, not a curated record. Gene Ontology annotation, cellular component: cytoplasm; protein phosphatase type 2A complex; nucleus. The coding region runs from base 1 to 1284 and encodes 427 amino acids. Gene Ontology annotation, molecular function: peptidyl-prolyl cis-trans isomerase activity; protein tyrosine phosphatase activator activity. The transcript has a single exon. Gene Ontology annotation, biological process: mitotic spindle organization.